AUGUUCCGUCGAAAGGAAGCUACUAUGGCGCCUGAUCACCAAUAUGAAGCCAACCUCAAGAAGCUUGGCUUCUUCGUCAACGAUGUCGGCCAAGUUCGCAUGGUCGGAGCGCCAGCAAAAGACUUUGUCUACUACUCUACCAACGACGAUCGUGUCAAUGAAGUGCGGCGAGAGGCCAUGUGGGGUAAGAGAGACCAGAACUGCAUGUGUCAAGAGACAGAGAAGCGUGUAUCCGCCCUAGGCAUCAACCGCAUCUAUCUUCCCGACUUCACCACGGUCAAGCCUAAGGGCAAGGCCGUGCCGAUCCUGGCGCCUUCGCCUGAGAUCCUCAAGACCCGCAAGCGCGUUAUCGUCAUCGUCAACGACGCCGUGCAGGACCUUGGUGUUCUAGCCUAUCGACACAUGCAGCGUGAUCUUGGUUUGAACGGCGGCUCCGUGGUGAAUUUUAUCAAAGAGAUCGUCAAGCGAUCGGCUACUGGGGCUGAAGCUGCAAAGUACGACAACAUCUUCAAGGAUGGCUUCAGGCUGGAGGAUGACAACAACACCCCCGCUCUGGUGGUCAUGAACACUGGACAGCUGCUAUACUCCCACAAGUACGAGAAGGCCAUGACCAUGCGCAGCUGGUCCGCAAUGCCGCGCAAGUCUGUAUCACACGACAUGAUCAGGAUCCAUGACGUGGAGAACCGCAUUGAAGGUCACCGCGACCCGAGAGAGCACGUUAUGUCCGUCUUCGACAACAUCAUCUGUGACCCUGACCGGAUUGCACCCGAUGCUGAGGUGUACGUCAUUGCAAUCGAGGGUGGAUCAGAGUAUAUGUUGAAUCUGCUUGAGAGAGACUUCAAGAAAUACGCCGGCCGUGUCACCGCCAUGGCACUGGUCCAUUCUCUCGUUGAUGAUCUGCAGGUCAAGGACCCCAACAUCCGAGCCUUUCUCUGCCGGCGUGCCUGUGAGUGGAGGUACUCGGAUCUCAGCAUCAGUCCGAAAGACUGCAUGGAGCUGCCUAAAGGCUACAGUCCACGCCAAGACACACCAUCCAAUACCCAGGUCACUCACCACAUCGAUUGGAACGAAAAGGUUCCUAAAACCAGCGUCUUGGCUACCAUUACCAACGCCCUCCACAGUCUCGUGGUCGACACGGCUUUGUCAAAGGAAGUCGAAGACGCUCCUGUUGACUCGUCUGCCUCUGAUAGCUGGUCAAACAGUAUAGCACCUACCUGCCCUACCUUUGCAGGCGGCCGCGACUCCGCUGGCGAGUGUAUCCUCACCGACUUUGCCGUGCAGCAUGCUAUCCUCGAAUUCUUCGAACAAGUCGCCCAAGACCCCUCCAACUACAGCAACCCCAACUUCAAGCCCUACACUGCUGUUCCCCAACCCUCUCUUGAUAAUCCCCUCGCGCUCGACCCAGACGACCCGUACGUUGCUGACUUCCUGUCACUUCCACCCGAGAUGUCCCCCGAACAGGCCGAGCUCGACAUGGCGAGGGAGCAACUUGAACAGAUGAAAUUCGCGCUUAGCGUUACUCCCACAAGCAAUCCUGAGUUGCAGGAAGGUCGCACUAAGCUCGCCGAGCGCAUCGCCAGGCAGGAGACUAAGGUUGAGAAGAUGAAGAUGCAGGCUCUUGCUACCGGCGGCUUGAAGGCGGAGGAAGCGACCGAGCUGCGCGACAACUGGAAGCCGCAGGCGGAAGGCGAUAAGGUUGAGUUUGCGGGUGCCCAUGUCAGUAGCAAUUUGCUGAAGAUGGCGGGUCUGAUGGGCGAGAAUGAGGAGGGGACAGAUAAGCAAGAGGGUGGGAGCGCUUGGUGUGCUUAA
This is a messenger RNA of Parastagonospora nodorum SN15, 1809 nucleotides long. RefSeq lists its product as hypothetical. Gene Ontology annotation, molecular function: siRNA binding. Gene Ontology annotation, cellular component: nucleus. Gene Ontology annotation, biological process: regulatory ncRNA-mediated heterochromatin formation. NCBI's taxonomy places the organism in Eukaryota, Fungi, Ascomycota, Dothideomycetes, Pleosporales, Phaeosphaeriaceae. The transcript has 4 exons. Bases 1 to 1809 code for a protein of 602 amino acids. The record is from RefSeq and is a predicted model, not a curated record.